Molecule: messenger RNA, 1776 nt
Organism: Caenorhabditis bovis
Lineage: Eukaryota; Metazoa; Nematoda; Chromadorea; Rhabditida; Rhabditidae
Source: the annotation of a GenBank genome assembly
AUGCGAACUGCCACCUUUCUGCUCCUGAUUUUUGCUCUUUUCUUCCAAGGGUCAAAUGCGGUCACAGAAUGUGAGGAAUGCACUGCAAUAGUCGAUCUGCUGAGAUUCAGAUGGGGCGAUGAACACACGGAAGAUUGUAUCGUGGAAAUCGCCAAAUUCAUCUGCGAUACUUUUCACAUUGAAGACAACGAUGUUUGCAACUACAUCGUGUCGGAUUUCUCGGACGAAUUUAUGUACGUUAUCAAGCAAAUUCUAAUCACACCGCACCAACUAUGCGGCUUGUUAAUGCACAAUGAUUGUGGUGAAUUUGUCGAUCCAUUAUUGGAAACAUGGAACAUUACAAUUCCCGGAAAUCAGCCACCAUUCAUUCCGCAAAAGGCUGUUCCUGAAGGAAAGCCGACACUUCGAGUCCUUCAUCUUACUGAUCUGCACGUCGAUAUGUAUUAUACCCCAGGUCUUGAAGUCGAAUGCGACACCCCGCAAUGUUGUAGACCACAGGAUUUGAAUGUGGAAAUAACAGAAAACGUCCGUGUUCCAGCUGGACAAUGGGGAAAUGUUGGAAACUGCGACACUCCUUAUUGGCUGUUCACCAAUAUGCUCGAACAUAUCACAAACACUAGUGGACAUCUUGAUUAUGUGAUGGUCUCCGGUGAUCUCGUUUCGCAUACGGUUUGGGCUUACACACCCGAAACUCAUUCGUUCAUGGUCCGCAAUUUGUCGAGCACAAUUCGCGCGUAUUUCCCAAAUACGCCGGUCUAUUUCGCUGUUGGCAAUCACGAAGGAGUUCCGAUCGACAAUUUGGCUCCACAUUUCACACCAAAGAAAUACCAUCCAGAUUGGCUUUAUGACACAAUGGCUGAGUCGUGGAAAGGAUGGGUUCCUGAGGAUCAACAAAAAGAGCUUAAAUACAAUGGAUGCUAUAUGAAGAAAAUUUAUCAAGGAUUGCGGAUCAUCUCACUGAACAAUGUUUAUGGAGAUAGAAUGAACUUCUGGCUUUAUAUCAAUCAAACCGAUCCGGAUGGCACUCUUGCGUGGCUGAUCAAGCAGCUUUCGGAUGCCGAGAAAGCUGGAGACAAGGUUCACAUCGUUGCCCACAUUCCUGGAGCCGAUGGAGAAGCCCUCGAAGGAUACGCAAUCAAUUACUAUCGAAUCAUUAACCGGUUUGCAAACACUGUCGUCGGGCAAUUCUUCGGGCAUACGCAUUCGGAAAAAUUCUACAUGAUGUACGCUGAUCCGGAUGAUUAUAAAUCGACACCAACAAAUGUGGUUUAUUCGGCACCAUCAGUCACCACUUAUUCAGAUUUCCAUCCGGCCUAUAGAAUUUAUACAAUUGAUGGUGAUUAUCCAGGAUCAACAUAUCAAGUCAUCGAUUUCGAGGAAUGGUUCUUCAAUUUGACUGAAAAUAACCGCGAUCCAUGGAAUGCGCAAUGGAAACAAUUGUACAAAUCAGCAAAUUUGGAAUACGGCUUGAAAUCGCAAAUUCCAUCAGAAUGGAACAACUUGAUCGAGAGAAUGAAGACUGAUCAGAAUCUGUUCACGAAAUAUUAUCACAAUAUCUAUCGUCGCGACUAUUUCGACGGUCUUCAUGAAUGCACCAGCCAGAGCUGCAGAAAUUCGCAUCUUUGUGAUGCUCGAAAGUUCCAUCAAACCAACAAGCUGUGUGCGGAUUUGGAAGGUGCCGAUAAUGUGAAAAUAAAAGAAAAAAAGAGUCCAAAUUAUACUGCGAGAUUCCGUUCGAAAAACACUCGACGCGAUAAUCAUGAUUGUAAAAUUUGA